Messenger RNA from Mycena citricolor, 1408 nucleotides. Lineage: Eukaryota; Fungi; Basidiomycota; Agaricomycetes; Agaricales; Mycenaceae. The record is from the annotation of a GenBank genome assembly.
CUCGAACUCGCUUGUUUCCUGCCCUUUAUCUACAGUAUCUGCCCGCUUUUGAGAGCAUCCGAUCAAACGUUCGUCCUGGCACGCUUCCUGUAUAGGAAAGCACGGUGAAAACUCUUGACGCGUCUUGGCGUCCCGCUCCGCUCUCCUUACCCAUCUAUCUGCUUCACCUAUCUAUCUUAUUCAAUCGGAUGGCUUGUAACGAGAGGACGAAGCUGAUAGAGCAUCGCGAUGAAGAACGACACGUCGGGCAACAUCCCCACUUGGAUCAAGAAGUUGCAGUCGCACUGCAGAAGUCAGAAGAUGGUAGACGGUUGUUGGAGUAUGACGACCUUCCGCACUCUUGGAAGAACAACCCGUUUGUCGUGCACGGUUAUCGAUUCCCAGUUCUCGUAGCUUCCGUAUUUAUGGCUCAUAACGAGUUUCUCAACAUCCAAACCCACCUGUUGCCGCUCCUAUUCUGGGUUCUUACAGUGCCAGAAACGAUUGCCGAAACGAUCUUCACCGUCUGCGUUCUGAUCUGUUUGGCAAGCAGUGUGGUCUGGCAUACGAUGGCAGGAUGUGCGCACUAUGAGACUUUGGUAUUCUGUGCGCGACUGGACUACAUCGGCAUCGGAUGGCUCAUUUCCGCAUGCACCGCCAACAUCGUCCUUUACGCAUUCGACGAUCGAAUCCUACUGCAAUGGGCUUUUCUUGGUCUGUCGUUUGUCACUGCGGUUAUGGGCAGCAUCCUCCCGUUCAUGGACUGGUUCGACCGCCAUCACAACCGGCUCUGGCGAUUGGCGUUUUUCAUUUCGUUGGCGUGCGUGACCGCCAUUCCAUUGCUUACCUAUUGGACUCUUGAGGGUUCGGCCAAGAUGCUCCAUUUCCUUUUGCCCGCCUUACCGACCGCCGGAUGGAUCAUCUUCGGUGCAUUGCUCUAUGCCGCCCACGUCCCCGAAAGAUUUAUCGACCCAUCCAAAGAUCUGGCGCGUUUCAUGUGUGCACUGGGUGCUACAUCUCAUGCUCUGUGGCAUGUGUGUAUAGUCGUUGGGUUGGCCCAUUGGCAAGGCGCAUUGCGUUUCUGGUCAAUUGGCUGUCAAUAGACAUCGAUUCGAAAUCAGGAUGCUCAUACUGUAUACAUAGUCAUACCCUCUGAGCUCUAAUAUCUAUAUAAUGAUGUAUUGAUUUAUUAUAGUCUAGUUUUUGGGCUUGUGCAGUACGAUACAUUCUGUGGCAAUUCUUCCUGCCGACUGCCAGCAAUCAUUCGCAGGUUAGUGACAGCAGUAGAAGUGGUCUAAACGAGAACUUGCCGUGGGACAUCGCGCAGCGGCGCAACAGCAGACUCCGAGUCACAAAUUACAGCUCAUGAUUAAUCAUUAGCGACAAGGUUCCUUGAGCUCCGCGUCCGGGUACAGGUGUUCAUCAUGUU